ACCACUGCAGAAAUAUUUUCGAUUUGAAAACUGGGUAUGGGGUAUUAGCAAUUGUAAAAUAGGUCUUUCAGACGAGCAUUGAGGCGAAACGGCUUAUACGACAUUGUGAGCUGAGGACAUUGGUAAACUUCGUGCUCGUUAGUUGAAAGGUUAAGAUGAGCACAUUUGCUGUGUAUUGCGUGGUUCUUGUCACCUUUAUGUUUUAUUAUUCUACUGAUGCUAUUUCUAGCAUUAAAGUAGAUGCCACACCGACCACGAUAUGCCCGAUUUUAUCAAAGAAGCUACAGAUAAAAUGUUCAGUGAGAACCGUGGCAGAUACAACGACAGUGCAGCCAACGACUACUACAACUAAGACAACAACAAAACCAACCUCCACCACUAAAACGACAACGAAAGCAAUCGUCGCCACCACCAAAGCACCAUCAGCAACAACCACUACGAAACCAACAACCACACAGCCCAAGUCAACAACAGUCCUGAACGCCCCCAUCAACUCAGACAUGACAUACCUCCUGUCAAUCGUUAUUUCAAAACAGAACUCGGUCACAGGUAAAACGGACACUGUGGCCAGUGUAGCUGGACGUCUCGCGGCCAAUGCCGAGGUCCAGUAUCUGGGAACUGUCGAGGUCCAGGGUAACACAGACAACUCGACAAAAUCAGGAGAACAAGGUUUCUUACAGCUGACCUGGAACUAUCCACUGGAGCAACAUGGCGGCAACUACAUUUGUACGGCGUCUGGCCUCAACUCAGCCAAACAAACUGUCUCGUUAAGUACAUCCGUGCAGAUUGUGGUCACACAGCCCAACAUCUCCGACCUGGUUAGUUAUAUUUCUGACCAUGAUAAAUCACUCACAGAUUUACAGCUUCAAGCAACACAACAGAGUCACAGCACCCAAGUUAUGAAACUUGACAUGGAGGAACUACAGGCUAAUCAGACCAAACAAGCAUCGGAAGCAGUGGAUGAAUUGAAAAGUGUACUCGUGCAUAAUGUACAAUCAGGAACCAAUGUUUGCUCUGAGAACGUGCAGUACUUUAAUGUGUCCUUCAAUACUACACCGAUUGUUUAUGUGUCUGUUUCUAGAUUUAACUUAUCUCCAGACUCAUCUGCCCGGUAUGCUAGCAUGAAUUGGCAAGUGUCUAUCCAAACGGUUACGCCUUAUUUCUUCACAAUGAGCUGUUCGCAUUCUAAUUAUCUCACUCUGUACAAUGUUGACUGGCUUGCCAUAGCAAAUGAAAAUAAAAAUAACCAGCAAUGAUACUUACAAGUUUAAAAAUCUUUAUUGGUUAAUUAUAUUCAAAGAUCAGUGUACAUAUCUUAAAAUUAGUGUACUUUUUGUAUAAACUGUAAA
Physella acuta is the source of this 1349-nucleotide messenger RNA. RefSeq names its product mucin-2. Gene Ontology annotation, molecular function: carbohydrate binding. Gene Ontology annotation, biological process: cell adhesion. The record is from RefSeq and is a predicted model, not a curated record. Lineage: Eukaryota; Metazoa; Mollusca; Gastropoda; Physidae.